UUACUGACUUUGAUUUUGACAUUUGGUUAUCGAGUUCUAUUUUGUCGCCAAAUAUUUUCUAAUAACUUCAGAAAUAACCUAAUUUGUGAUUAAGAAAUCUAUUUCUAACAUAAAAUGAACAAAUUAACGUCGUAUACAAUUAAAGAAAUACACAAAGCGUUUCAAGAAAAGUUACUGACUCCGACUAGCUUCGUAGAUUUGUGUAUUCAGAGGGCGAAACAAAAAAGUGAAUUAAACGCGUUUAUUACUCUAACAGAAGAAAUAUCCGAAAACCAUGCUAUCGAGAGUGAGAAACGGACUUAUAUUGAUAAGAAAGUGAGGCCUUUAGAAGGUGUAACGGUCGCUGUCAAAGAUAAUUUUUGUACUAAAAAUAUACGCACAACCUGUGCAUCGAAAAUGUUGAGAAACUUCGUGCCGACCUACGACGCGACGGUCUAUUCACGACUCAUUAAUUCUGGAGCUUGUCUUGUCGGGAAAUCUAAUUUGGACGAGUUUGCAAUGGGUUCUGGUACUGUAGACUCCAUUUUUGGUCCAACGCGCAACCCUUGGUGUUAUAAUGAAGAUUGGAAGAUAUCUGGAGGUAGCUCUGGCGGUAGUGCAGUCGCUGUGAGUACAGGGUCUUGCGUCGCAGCCAUUGGUUCAGACACCGGUGGAUCCACAAGAAAUCCUGCUGCAUUAUGUGGAGUUAUUGGUCUUAAACCGACUUAUGGACUAGUGUCCCGUUAUGGUCUAAUACCUUUGGUAAAUUCGAUGGAUGUACCUGGUAUUCUAGCUCGAAAUAUUGAAGAUUUAACAGCAAUACUAAAUUGUAUAGCCGGCCCGGAUUUAUUAGACUCUACAACAAUAAAAAAGCCUUUUAAAAGUAUAGAAAUAAAAGAUAUUGAUUUAUCAAAAAUCAAGAUAGGCAUACCUAAAGAGUAUCAUUGUGAAGGCAUGAGUUCAGAGAUCAUUGACUUAUGGAGAGACAUUACUGAUUUAUUAGAAAACGAGGGCUGUCAGAUUAAAACAAUCAGCUUACCUCAUACAUCAGUUUCUAUAGCUGUAUAUUCAAUUUUGAACCAAUGUGAAGUAGCCAGUAACAUGGCAAGGUACGACGGCUUAGAAUUUGGACUUCGAACAUCAGAGGAUUACUCUACCGAAGAAUUAUAUGCUACAACACGUAGCCAAGGAUUUAACAAAGUAGUUCGGUCAAGAAUUUUUGCUGGCAACUACUUUUUAUUGACACGAAAUUAUGAAAAAUACUUUCUGAAAGCGCUUAAAUUACGCCGAUUAAUAUCUGAUGAUUUUGAUAAGGUUUUUAAUGGGCCAAAUUCUGUAGAUUUACUUUUGACACCAACUACAUUGACAGAAGCUCCAUCGUAUAAGGAUUUCAGGUCUAGGCACAAUAGAGACCAAUGUGCGUUGCAGGAUUAUUGCACGCAACCUGCUAAUAUGGCGGGGAUUCCUGCUGUAUCUAUUCCCAUUAGGUUAUCUAGUAACAACUUACCAUUGUCAUUACAGUUGAUGGGACCUGAUUUGUCGGAGCAGGUUUUGUUGAGUGUUGCUAAAAGGAUUGAGGAUUUAGUCCAGUUUCCUAGUUUGAAGAUUGAUUGAACUAUAAAAUUGUAAUUUUCAGGAGUCCACACACAAAGGGUUUCAACGGAGGCCUAUUAAUAUCACUCUGCUGUAUGUCUGUGUUGGUCUGUCUGUCUGUCUGUCCGCGUGUCACCGGUCUCUAGCUCAUACACUAAAUGAGUUGCAAACCUGAAAUUUUAGUAUUUGGUGUAAAACAUUGGCCCAAAACUAAAUAUUGAAUUAAAAAUUUAAAUAGAGUUUGAUUGAAAAUAGUGUAAAGUUUAGUAUAGUCUAAUUUAUAAGUCUUAAGUUUAAUGUUAGUACUGUUGUUUAAUGUUAAUAAAUUCUAAUAAUUUUA
This is a messenger RNA of Maniola jurtina (meadow brown), 1912 nucleotides long. It is a transcript of the gene GatA, whose product is annotated as glutamyl-tRNA(Gln) amidotransferase subunit A, mitochondrial. NCBI's taxonomy places the organism in Eukaryota, Metazoa, Arthropoda, Insecta, Lepidoptera, Nymphalidae. Gene Ontology annotation, molecular function: glutaminyl-tRNA synthase (glutamine-hydrolyzing) activity. Gene Ontology annotation, biological process: mitochondrial translation; glutaminyl-tRNAGln biosynthesis via transamidation. The record is from RefSeq and is a predicted model, not a curated record. Gene Ontology annotation, cellular component: glutamyl-tRNA(Gln) amidotransferase complex; mitochondrion. The transcript has a single exon. The coding region runs from base 115 to 1593 and encodes 492 amino acids.